Messenger RNA from Fraxinus pennsylvanica, 321 nucleotides. Lineage: Eukaryota; Viridiplantae; Streptophyta; Magnoliopsida; Lamiales; Oleaceae. The record is from the annotation of a GenBank genome assembly.
AUGAAACUGGUAGCAGAGAUAAUGACAGGAAAACUAUUCUACAUACAAGUAGAAGACAAUGCCACAGUAGCAGAUCUCAAGAGAGAGAUAGGAAUUCAAAAAAACCUACCAGAGGAUCGACUCAUUCUGAUGCUCAACGAUAGUCCUCGAUGCCUCAUGGAUGAAAACGACGUCUCUCUCAUGGUGUAUGGCGUUCAAGAUGGAUCCCAUAUCUAUAUUUUCUUUGAUCCUCUUGAUGAUGAUUCCAACAACAUUUUCUCAAAUCAAGAUCCAGUCUUAAAUCAGGGUUCAUCUCCAGAAGCAAAACGAAUGAAUGAAUGA